AUGGCCAAUAUUCGCCUUCAGCAAAUCCAUAACCACCUGGACCAGUAUGAUUCUAUUGCUGACCCUAUUCGAGUCGACGGAAAUGGAGCCCGUAUUGCAGUCAAUAACUUGGAUAAGAUGAAAGCACAGAAAGUUAUGGAUGAGAUCAAAAGCGCCAGUAUUAGUGCUGAAGGCUUUGCUGGCGAUGUCCUAGAUGAGCCAUUCCCAGCGCAACUGGUGGAACAGGUCCUAGGAAAGAUGGGGAAAGUCAAUUACCUUAUGAAUAACGCACUGGGAACUAAGAACUAUUAA
Molecule: messenger RNA, 291 nt
Organism: Penicillium lagena
Lineage: Eukaryota; Fungi; Ascomycota; Eurotiomycetes; Eurotiales; Aspergillaceae
Exons: 2
Coding region: 1-291 (96 amino acids)
Source: RefSeq, a predicted model, not a curated record